Nylanderia fulva is the source of this 4568-nucleotide messenger RNA. Its product is annotated as sodium/potassium-transporting ATPase subunit beta-2-like. Lineage: Eukaryota; Metazoa; Arthropoda; Insecta; Hymenoptera; Formicidae. Gene Ontology annotation, biological process: intracellular sodium ion homeostasis; potassium ion import across plasma membrane; sodium ion export across plasma membrane. Gene Ontology annotation, cellular component: sodium:potassium-exchanging ATPase complex. The record is from RefSeq and is a predicted model, not a curated record. Gene Ontology annotation, molecular function: ATPase activator activity.
AGACAGAGGCGGAAUAGUCAUCCGCUGGUGCGCAUCGCGAGCGCAGUCGCUUUGCAUCGGGGGUCGAUCGAAAGGGCGAAACUCGGUCGGGGGAUGAAAGGGUAGAAGGGAGGGAUGGUCUCGGAGGAGAGAGAAGGGCGAGAGAAGGCCGCCAUUUUGCCGGAGCCACCUGGUCGCGGAUGCGGAAGGGGGUGUUAAGGAGAAAUCGCGAUAUUGACGCGUCUGCGUGGUGUCACGUCGGCGCCGUAAAGGGGUGCAGCCUCAGGAGAGGGGGAGAAAGAGAGAGAGAGAGUGAGAGGGCUCUCUCUUGGGCCACCGCUUCGAUCGCUCAAUAUUCAACCCCUCGCCGAGCCGAGAGCGCGGUUUCUCCUCCGACGAGAGACAGACGGCGAAUCGACCAUUCCUUCUUCCUUUGCGCCCUCGCUCGCGGAGCCGUUCGAUCGUUCCGGAGGAAGGAAGAGUCUCAGUCCUCGCGUUCGGUCUCUCCUGUAUAACAAUAUAUAUAUAUAUAUAUAUAUAUAUAUAUAUAUGUACAUUAUAUAUAUAUAGAAUAUAUACGGGAGCCGGGAUCUCGGAGGAAAAACGCGCGCGCGAAGGAGCGGCUGACAGCUGGGCUAUUUUUUCCUCUCAUCUCUGUUCUGGAGCAAAUAUUCCGGAAUCAUAGUCCGGUCCCAUUCCCAACCCCUGGUAUUCGCGCGCGCGGUUCUUAACCACCGGGAGAUUUCGCGGAUUCGCGGGGAUUCAUAUUGAAGCAGGAUGGAGGGCAAGAAGGUCGAGCAGUUUUACAUGCCGCCGCCGAAGCUCGGAAAAUGGGAGGGCUUCCGGGUCUUCCUCUGGAACUCCGAGACGGGACAGUUCCUGGGGCGCACAGGCGCCAGUUGGGCUAAGAUCCUGCUGUUCUACGUAAUUUUCUAUGCCGUCCUGUCCGGCUUCUUCGGCGCGAUGCUGGCUGUGUUCUAUCAAACUCUGGACCCUAACGCGCCCAAGUGGCAGCUGGACAACUCGUUGAUCGGUAGCAACCCGGGUCUCGGUUUCAGGCCUAUGCCUCCCGAAAGCAACGUCGAAAGCACAUUGAUCUGGUAUAAGGCCAGCGAUGAGGGUAAUUAUCUUCACUGGACCAGGGAACUGGACAAAUUCUUGCUAGAAUAUGAGAAACAGGCCGGACAUCAACAUAGCUACGAACACAGAGUGUCCUGCGAUUAUAACAGACCACCUCCACCGGGCAAAGUUUGCGAUGUGGAUAUGUCUGAUUGGGGAUCGUGCACGAAGACAAAGAAGUAUGGCUACAACAAAUCCGCACCUUGUAUCUUCUUGAAACUGAAUAAGAUUUUCGGGUGGACGCCGAAAUAUUAUAACGACACGGAAAAUCUGCCGAGUUCGAUGCCGUCGGAUCUUAAAGACCAUAUCGCACAAGAAGCAUUGUCGCGCAGACUGGACACCGUCUGGGUGUCCUGCGCUGGUGAAAACCCGGCCGAUGUGGAGAACAUGGGACCGAUUCAAUAUAUUCCGCGCCGCGGUUUUCCCGGCUACUAUUUCCCGUUUAGGAACAUCCCGGGAUAUCUGAGCCCCCUUGUAGCUGUGUUCUUCGAAAAGCCCAAGUACGGCGUGCUCAUCAAUAUCGAGUGCAAGGCAUGGGCGCACAACAUCAUCCACGACAGAUUUGAGCGACGCGGCUCAGUGCACUUCGAACUGAUGGUGGACUAAAGUCGGUCACUUCGGCCAAUCGUCAGAUCACAACCGCUACCAACCGCGUCCAAAAAGUAGGAAGCCGCAAGAGAUUUUAGUAUACAGAGAGAAGACGUUUCUUUUAUUUUUCUUCUUCUUCUAAAUCCGCCUCGUUGGCCGACCGCGAUCACACUCUGUGUACCAUCCGGGUUUUCUCUCUGCCGACGAUACCGCCCCGGAUCAGCCUUACUUCUUUUUCAUCCGUCAUCGUUUCUCAUCACAGUCCAUCGUUCGUUCGUCAUACCUGCAACGAUUUGCGACAGCGCUAUCCAUCCGUCAUAUUGAUCACCAAGCGAGGGAGAGACAGAUAAAAGAAAGGGGAAAAAGAGCGAGAAAGAAAGAAAGAGAGAGAGAUAGAUAAAAAAAAUGACAAAAGGGAGGAAAUAUAUUGGAAUUAAAAUGAAAGAAAACAAACUCAACCAGAGAGCGAUCGACUACUACACAAUCGAGAUGCACAAACAAAUAAACAAACAAAAAAUCGAAUCGGGAAGAGAGAGAAAGAGGUGAAACGAAACAAUCCCGCACAAAAUACCGGGCGGUAUCUUGUCUUAUUUCUGCCUGGGUUGUGUCAUCGAGAAGUGAUCUCGACCAUCGACGGCUAGGUCGAUCGUUCGCAAUAUAUACUGGAUCCUCGCUAGAGAGAGCGCUCUCUCCCUUAGUUGCAAAAGAAGCCAACCCUCCCUGACACACCCUCUCCGAAGCCGAGAUUGAAAUUUCGAUUUAGAUUCUCCUGAACCUUCUCUUUCCUCACACGUCCCUUUCCAGGACGAGUUAGGCCGAUGACUUCUCACCAUACACUGCGAAUGAUCGAUGAUGAUCUUAGUUCUCAGUCAUAGUAGAAUGUAUCAUAGAUUAAAUAGUGUUUUUUGCCCGUCACGCGCUACGAUACAUCUUCAGUAUAUAUUUCGAUACAUUGAAAUUCUUGGGCUGUUUUUGACGAGAGAAGAAUGGAAUUCUAACGGAAGGCGCAAAAAGGGUACAAGUAUGCAGAUCAACUUGGACAAAUUCAAAGUAAAAACGAUAAAACAUAGCACGUGACGUUAUUAAAGAUGAUUUGAAUGGUGCUGACGAGGAAAGAAAGAUAGAGAGAGAGAGAGAGAGAGAGAGUUUCCUCAAGAUAAGAUUCACGAGGUGACACGAGACUGUCAACCAUCAAUGUCUAUCGCAAAUAUUGAAUGAGAUUAUGCAAGUUAUGUGCGAAACCUCCUCAACGCUCUAUCGGCGUCGAUAAUAGGUGAAAAAGGAAACAUCUUGCUAAAAAUGUGUAGAGAAAAUUCUUGAAGAAUUUCGGUUCCUGUUGAGAGAUAUUAUCGAGACGCGCUCAAGUAUUUAAGUUAGUUUAAAACUAACGCGAGAAAAAAAAAUUUUUAUUUUAAUAAACAAUAUAUAUGUAUAUUAUUGCUUUUUGACACGGCACGUUUUUAGCGUAGCACAGGUCGCAAAUAUUGAUCAAAAUUCUAUUUCUAUCACUUGAUCGCUAAAAAAAGCUAUAUAUUGUAUGCGAUAUGCUCGUUGCGUUAUGUAUGUUUGCGCGUUGUAUGUUAACAAUAUUGUUACUUUAUACUAUUCCUUUAUUUUGGAUACUUUCAAUUUAAGCGUUAAAAAAUUAAGAGAGUUACUAUAUUGAAAUCUUUGCUAUUUGUGAAAAGAGUUCGAUGAAAGAGUAUUUACCAAAGAGAAAAUGGAUAUUAAGAGUUUUGAUCGGCGGAAACGAUCGAUGGUUAUUGUCUCAAUCAGAAAUAUGUUGAUGACGUGUAUGAUGAUCUAUGAUUCUAUAUGAUGCAUUUUUUUAUCCGAUUACUGCAAUCGGAUCGACAAACUCUUGGGCCGACAGGUCUUUCGAACAAUUGAAAUUAAUAAAGAAAAUUAUGUCUUUGAGUAAUUAAUCAACAAAUGAACUAAAUACACUUUAUACAGUUUGUGUAAAAUGUUUACAUUGUUUUAAUGAAUGCAUAUAAAAACUGCAUAAAUUUAAUAAUUUUCAUUCAUCAGUCCAAGUCUGAAAUUAAAAACGUUUUUGAGAACUCAAGAAUCCUUAUAAUCUUUUUUAUUCUAUUAAUUGUGAAAUUUACAUCAAUUGAUUCAAAUAUUUAUUUAUAAAUUCUCUAGUUUAAAUUUUUGAGAAUCUAUUAAUUUAAAGAGUGGCAAAGUUUGACAAAAAGUCCAAGAAUUCGUUGAUCCGAGUUCGUCUGUGCGUAAUUUUAUACAAAGAUGUAUAAAAUAAAGAUACGUGUUGAGAUGCAUGAAAUAUAGAAACGCGGAUCGUGAUAUAUGAACUUAAAGAAUUUAUGAAUUCAAAGAUUUAUGUGAUAUCAACGAUCUGUACAUCUAAGACUCUAUAAAAGCCCGAGAAUCUUCCUUAUCUGAGGAUGCACGAGGGCGAGAAUCUAUACACUCAGGAAUCUAUAUAAAUUAACAGCGAGAAUCAACAAGAAGAGGAACAAAGAAAAAAAAGAGAGGACAAAAACUAAUGCAGAUCCAAAAAUCUGCGAUGAAUCCAAAUUCGAAAACUUACGAAAAAACACGAAAAUUAUUCGCAGAAAACAAGCGAAUAUAAUCUGUAAGUCCAAGGAUCUAUUGAUUUCGAUGCUGAUUUAAACAUUCAAUUCGCCGUUUGAAAAAAAUAUUUUCACGAUUCAAUCAUGUGAGAAAAAAACAAAAUACGAAGGCACCAUCAGCUCCGCAUUUGACAAGAUACAUCAUCAAAGAUAGCGGAAGCUCUGACACAUACACACACAUAUACACAAACGCACACACACACACACACACACACGCGUUUAAUGUACUUACUAAAUAAGAUUUCCGGAGGAAGAGAGAACUGCUAUAUAAUUACCGAAGAAGAA